AUGCGGGCCACGAAGAAGGCAGUCUGUUGGAGACUUUUUCUAUUGUCGUGCCUGUUUUUGGAAAGUUCAUCUCAAGACUUUGGCGGACAGACGCAGUUCAUUUGCACGUCCGUACCAAAGGAUAUGGACAUAUGCGCCGCCACCUUGCAGAACAGCGUGCCGGGAGAGGACUUGAAGACCACUGUUAUGCAGCUGCGGGAGACGGUUUUGCAGCAAAAAGAGACGAUCAUGAACCAAAAAGAGACCAUCAGAGAACUGACCUCAAAGUUGGCUCGGUGUGAGAGCCAGAGCGGCGCCGAGCCCGGGGACGCGCGGCCCGGGGGCAGGAGGAAAGAAGCUGGGGCCAAAAACACAAUGGGGGAUGUAUCGAGGGGCCCCGCUGACACUUUGACGCAACUAUCACAGACUUUACAGUCGCUGAAGCAGAGAUUAGAAAAUCUGGAGCAAUUCAGCAGGAGUAACAACUCAGUGCAGGCGAACAGCCUCAAAGACCUGCUCCAAAGUAAAAUCGACGACCUGGAGAAGCAGGUCUUGUCCCGAGUGAACAGCAUCGAGGAAGGGAAGCCCGGACUUCGGAACGAGACGGAGCAGCGUGGGAGAGUAGAGUCCACCCUCACGUCUCUACACCAGAGGAUCACCGACCUGGAGAAAGGUCAAAGAGAAAACAGGCCUCUGGAUAAAUUCCAGCUCACAUUCCCGCUGAGAACCAACUACAUGUAUGCAAAAGUGAAGAAGAGUUUGCCAGAGAUGUACGCCCUCACCGUGUGCAUGUGGCUCAAGUCCAACGCGUCCCCGGGAGUGGGCACACCUUUCUCCUAUGCAGUUCCUGGUCAAGCCAACGAGCUGGUCCUCAUAGAGUGGGGAAACAACCCCAUGGAGAUACUGAUAAAUGACAAGGUCGCAAAGCUGCCUUUCCUUAUAAACGAUGGGAAGUGGCAUCAUAUCUGCGUAACCUGGACCACUCGGGAUGGCGUUUGGGAAGCUUUCCAAGAUGGCGUCAAGAGAGGGAGUGGAGAGAAUCUGGCUCCAUAUCAUCCCAUCAAACCACAGGGCCUGCUGAUCCUUGGCCAAGAGCAGGACAUGCUCGGAGGAGGGUUCGACGCCACACAAGCUUUUGUCGGAGACCUGGCAAAUUUUCACAUCUGGGAUCGGAAACUGUCUGUCGGGGAGAUAUACAAUCUAGCUACGUGCAGCAGCAAAGCGCAGGUGGGCAACGUUUUUGCAUGGAUGGAGACGAGCCUUGAUAUUUACGGAGGUGCCUCGAAGUGGACAUUUGAAGCUUGUCGCCAGCUCAACUGAACUGCAGAGAUGAGUGCAUUCGUCCAAGCCACUCUGUCUGUUACAGCAUUGGUAAAUCAAUUUGAAAGAGCAGGAGGCGAAUAUUUCAAUGAAUAGCAUCUGGAUUUGUUAUAGAUAUUUGAAAACAUAAUUUGUGGACACUUGAUAGAUUUGUACCAGAUUCCCAAUGGGGGGGAAAUGGACACUUUGGCAUCCUGUGGUGCCUGACUAGCAUAUCAGGCCUACUUUCAUAUGAAAAAGCAUCUGAUGAGGCCCCAGAGAGCAAGGGAUGCUCCCAGAGGCCUUCAAAAAACCCGACAGGCCAGCAUCAAAAGUCCAGUAGGAGGUCAUAUAGUUUUUAACGAGCAGAUGUCACGCAAUUGAACAAAAUGACUGAGUUCUUCAAACCGUCUUUUCUGUCUCGACUGCCAGGGAUUUUCACUGUGAAAAGGGACAUAGCGGACUUCGUUAAAAAGGAAUGAGUUCUUCAAGGAGGUCAUGAAAUAGACGACGUUGUUUCUCUCUCUCACUCUUCUGUCUCUACCACCACCCGCUUGACGUGAUUUUGUGUAAAGAUUGCCAACAUUUGAGCCUGAGUGCCUUUGGGCUGUUGAAAAAAAAAUCUCAGCACAUUCAUUAUGAUUUGCAGAGUGUUUGUGUUUAUUUUUCUCGUCAAUUAAUUCUCAAAAGGUGUUUCCUUGUAACACUCUGAAUGAUGUCGGAUCAGACAGUUUAUUGUAAAAUGCAGCUCGUUGAUGAUAAUGACGCAUUUUGCAGAUGUUUGUACUUCAAUGGGAAUGUUCUCUGUACAGUAACAGCAUGUCUUAACUUCUGUAAAUGCUGCGUCAGCAUCUGAUCUUUGCUUCUACUAUCCUACUUUUGGGUUGAGAUUUUAUA
Messenger RNA from Micropterus dolomieu (smallmouth bass), 2175 nucleotides. RefSeq names its product neuronal pentraxin 1 like (gene nptx1l). The coding region runs from base 1 to 1299 and encodes 432 amino acids. The record is from RefSeq and is a predicted model, not a curated record. NCBI's taxonomy places the organism in Eukaryota, Metazoa, Chordata, Actinopteri, Centrarchiformes, Centrarchidae. The transcript has 5 exons.